GAGUUUAACGUUGAUCGUUAAAAUGAUAUAUUAAGUGAUGAUUUUAUAAUGGCUAAACUAUUUAGGAAUAAUCAUAAGUUACUUCAAUGUCUUCAAAAAAAGCAGAUCAUUCUAUACGGAAGAAAUAACUCGACUGCAAGUGACGAAUUUGUAGAACUUGACGAAAAAACGCUCACCGGUAGAUUUCUUAUGUACAUGUCAAAUUUCGUAUCUAAAAAUACCAAAGAAAAAUAUUGCGUACCAAAAAUAAAUUACAAUACUAUCAAAAAUAUACGCUACGACGCUGAACAAAUCAAAUCAUCUAUUAAACUAUUGGAUAUUAGCCAAGAUACGCUUUUAUUCAAAGAAAUAGAUAAAGAAUGCCACGAUCGAGUUAAGUACCUCAAAACCUCGGAUAUAUUAGAAAUAUUACACAUCUACAUGAAGAAAGUACCCAAUAAAAUCGUAAGUUACGAAUUUUACGAAUCGGCUAUAAAAGAAUUAUCGAAACGAUUGCAAUCCCUCGAUAAAAACGGUAUAAUUCAACUAAUAUUCUAUAUAGGGUUGAGAAAAAAAAUGUCCAGAGAACACGAACUACUAAGAAAAUGUGUAAAUCAAUUGCUUCAAUAUAAUUCGUUAUCUAAUGAAGAUUUAUGCAUUAUUUGUAACACUGUCUUUAAAACAACUACUAGAAUCAAAACUGAUCAUUUAUAUUCGAAAAUCAUAUCAAAUAUUUACGACAAUUUACAAUUAUUCAAAGAUCCCGCGUUUUUUGUUACUUUUUUGAAAACUAUAAGGCAAAAUAGAUACCAGGACGACGAAUUUUUAAAUACUAUGACUUGUACUAUAUUUUUCAAUAAAACGUUGGAUUAUUAUUCGUUUUCCGCUUUAGGGCAUAUUUUAGCUGUUUAUUCAGAUUAUUUAUAUUACGAUGAGAAUAUUUUGAGGGUUUUUACGGAAAGAUGCGUCGAGCUUUUGAAAGAAACUAAAUUUGUGUCAAGUAAGGAUCACAUGUCUAGCAACAUCAGGCUAAAGGAUAUAAAAAGGUUCUUGUGGUGUAUAAGUAAUUUGAAUUACAAGUUGAGUGUCGAUGACAUUAAAUCUGUGAUAGUUCCAAAGAUUUAUGAAAGAAUCCGAGGGGGUGAUGUUGAAGUGGAUUAUUGCAGUUUAGUGGAAAUCUGUCUCUAUUUGUGGAUGUUGAAAUACAGAGCUUACGAACUGUUACCUUAUUUUCUAACUAAGGAAAAUAUAGAACGUAUAAAUAAUCUAACCACGCCAUUGAAACAAAGACUGAACGUUCUCCUUUCUUGUAUCUACUAUGAAGAUAGGGAGCUUCUUAAAGAUCUCGACGUCCAACCGUCACAUUUACCUUACAACAUGGAAAAUCAAUUAGAAAAAAGACCUUUUCUAACCACCGUUGUCACUUCCCUUAAUAAAAAUGAAGAUAUUCCCUUAAGAACCCGAGUUAGCAAAUUGGAAACGUCCUGUCAAAUUCCUGGUAUUCACAUUAUCGGAAUAACCGGUUAUAACGAUAAAACCGGUAUUCAUAUUGAAGUAUUGGACGAAUAUACAACGUUAAAGAAUACCGAAUACGUCCCUACAGGGUUGAUGCAAUUGAAACUCAGAUUACUUGAGCAUUUGGAGGAAGGGUUGAUAACGGUCAAUUAUUAUAAGGAGAAAUGAACUGAAAUAAAUUCGUCUUUCUAUUCUAAUCGAAGCUGAAGAUUUGAAAUCUCUGAACGAAUUCGAAAUAAAAAAAAUUUUAUUUGAAGAAAUCGAAUUUGUUUCUUGAGAAUUUAUAUACAGUGUGAGGCAACAAUAUGAAACAGAAUUUCGUCGACUUUUUUGCCAUAUUUCAUUAUACAUUUCAUCAACGCGUGUUACAAUUUUUUUUUUCGUAUUAUUAAUUAUAAUGUUCAUAUUAUACAGGGUAAAUUGAAA
Diorhabda carinulata is the source of this 1920-nucleotide messenger RNA. RefSeq lists its product as uncharacterized. The coding region runs from base 49 to 1662 and encodes 537 amino acids. NCBI's taxonomy places the organism in Eukaryota, Metazoa, Arthropoda, Insecta, Coleoptera, Chrysomelidae. The record is from RefSeq and is a predicted model, not a curated record. The transcript has 4 exons.